AUGAGCGCGGUGCAGGAAGCGCCGCGCAAGCGGACGGCGUACAUCGCCUUGGGCAGCAACAUGGGCGACCGCAUCGGCUGGAUCGAGAAGGCGUGCAACGAGAUGGAUGCGAGGGGCAUCAGGGUGAAGCGGACGAGCAGUCUGUGGGAGACGGAGCCCAUGUACGUGCUAGACCAGGAUAGAUUCGUCAACGGCGCCUGCGAGGUCGAGACGACCUUGGAGCCGCUCGAGCUCUUGGACGCGCUUCAAGACAUCGAGAAGUCGCUGGGCCGCAAGAAGCUCAUCGACAAGGGGCCCCGAAACAUCGAUCUCGACAUUCUCCUCUACGAUAACAUCCAGUUUGACCAUGAGCGUCUCAAGAUCCCUCACGUUGGCAUCGCAGAACGUGAAUUUGUCCUCCGACCGCUGGCCGAACUCAUCCCUGACAAGCCAAUUGACCCCUCCCGCCCCUGGCGUCUGACGGUUGACUACCUCGACGCCCUCCCGCCCUCCAAGACCCCGCUCACCACCAUGACGCCCCUCUCUUCGCACCACCCGCCCAUCCAGGCCCUUAACCCGUCCCGCAAGACCCACGUCAUGGCCAUCCUCAACAUGACGCCGGACUCCUUCUCGGACGGCGGACAGCACAAGCCCAUCAUCCCCGCCCAAGGCGCUGCUGACGACGCCGGCACCACCGCCGCCGACACCGCUGCCGCCCGCCUCAAGGAGACCAUCGCCGGCUUCCUGGACGCGGGCGCGACCAUGAUCGACAUCGGCGGGCAGUCGACGGCCCCCGGGACGGCCGAGGUGCCGCUGGAGGAGGAGCUGGCGCGGGUGGUGCCGGCGGUGCGGCUGGUGCGGGAGGAGUUCGGGUCGCGGCCGGUGCUCGUGUCGGUGGACACGUACCGGGCGGCGGUGGCGGAGGCGGCGGUGGCGGCGGGGGCCGACAUCGUCAACGACGUCUCGGGCGGGUCCAUGGACCCGGCCAUGCUGCCCACCGUCGCCCGCCUCGGCGCCACCGUCUGCCUCAUGCACAUGCGCGGCACCCCGGCCACCAUGAACGGCCUGGCCGAGUACCCGGCCGAGCAGGGCGGCCUGAUCGGCGGCAUCGCGCGCGAGCUGCUCGCGCGCGUCCGCGCCGCCGAGGAGGCGGGCGUGCGGCGGUGGCGCAUCGUCCUGGACCCCGGCCUCGGCUUCGCCAAGGUCGGCCCCCAGAACGUCGACGUCCUCCGCCGCCUCGACGAGCUGAGGAGCUGGCCCGGCCUGCAGGGCCUGCCGUGGCUGGUCGGGUCGAGCCGCAAGAGCUUCAUCGGCAGGGUGACCGGGGUGCCGACGCCCAAGGAGAGGAUCUGGGGAACGGCGGCCACGGUUGCCGCGGCUGUGCAGGGCGGGGCGGAUGUGGUGAGGGUGCAUGACGUGAGGGAGAUGGCUCAGGUGGUGGCGAUGGCGGACGCCAUCUGGAGGUAUUAG
Messenger RNA from Thermothelomyces thermophilus ATCC 42464, 1449 nucleotides. RefSeq lists its product as uncharacterized. The coding region runs from base 1 to 1449 and encodes 482 amino acids. The transcript has 3 exons. Gene Ontology annotation, cellular component: mitochondrial envelope. Gene Ontology annotation, biological process: tetrahydrofolate biosynthetic process. The record is from RefSeq and is a predicted model, not a curated record. Gene Ontology annotation, molecular function: 2-amino-4-hydroxy-6-hydroxymethyldihydropteridine diphosphokinase activity; dihydropteroate synthase activity. NCBI's taxonomy places the organism in Eukaryota, Fungi, Ascomycota, Sordariomycetes, Sordariales, Chaetomiaceae.